This is a messenger RNA of Tuber melanosporum (Perigord truffle), 1951 nucleotides long. RefSeq lists its product as uncharacterized. Gene Ontology annotation, biological process: SRP-dependent cotranslational protein targeting to membrane, translocation; SRP-dependent cotranslational protein targeting to membrane. Lineage: Eukaryota; Fungi; Ascomycota; Pezizomycetes; Pezizales; Tuberaceae. Gene Ontology annotation, cellular component: signal recognition particle, endoplasmic reticulum targeting; cytosol. The transcript is spliced from 5 exons. The coding region runs from base 80 to 1720 and encodes 546 amino acids. Gene Ontology annotation, molecular function: ATP hydrolysis activity; GTP binding; GTPase activity. The record is from RefSeq and is a predicted model, not a curated record.
CACUUUUGCAUCUUCUCGCAUCUUAUUUGUUCGCUUUGCACCCCCCCCCCUACAUUAACUCCCAUACAAUCCCCUAACUAUGGUUCUCGCUGAUCUAGGGAAGCGCAUUACAAGUGCGGUUUCCGACCUUGCUCGGUCUAAUGUUGUCGAUGAGAAGGUUUUUGAUGGGAUGCUUAAGGAGAUCUGCUCGGCUUUAAUCGAAGCUGAUGUGAAUGUCAAGCUCGUCAGCAACCUCCGAAAAUCGAUAAAGCACACGGUAAACUUCAAAGAACUCAAUCCGAACGUCAACAAGAAACGGUUAAUCCAGAAGGCUGUUUUUGAUGAACUCGUCAAACUCGUCGACCCACAUAGCGAACCAUUCAAGCCGAAGAAAGGUCGCUCCAAUGUCAUCAUGUUUGUCGGUCUCCAAGGAUCCGGUAAAACCACAACAUGUACGAAGCUCGCCCGACAUUACCAAGCUCGAGGUUUUAAGGCCUGUCUUGUCUGCGCGGAUACCUUUCGAGCCGGAGCAUUUGACCAAUUGAAGCAGAACGCUACGAAAGCCAAAAUCCCCUACUACGGGUCUUAUACCGAGACGGAUCCUGUGAAGGUUUCGCGGGAGGGAGUGGAGAAAUUCAAGAAGGAGCGGUUCGACAUCAUCAUUGUUGAUACAUCAGGAAGACAUCAGCAGGAAAAGGAGCUUUUUGCUGAGAUGGUGCAGAUUCAGCAGGCUGUCACGCCGGAUCAGACCAUCAUGGUGUUAGAUGCAUCUAUUGGACAGGCGGCAGAGGCUCAGAGUAAAGCUUUCAAGGAGAGUGCGAAUUUUGGUGCUAUUAUUAUCACAAAAACGGAUGGUCAUGCGGCGGGUGGUGGUGCGAUAUCUGCAGUUGCUGCUACUAGAACGCCAAUUAUGUUUAUUGGCACUGGUGAGCACAUGUUGGAUCUCGAGCGAUUUGCGCCACAGGCAUUUGUUUCCAAGUUGCUGGGGAUGGGUGAUAUGCAAGGUCUGGUAGAGCACGUUCAGAGCCUAAAGCUGGACCAGAAGGAUACAAUGAAGCAUAUCCAGGAAGGUAUAUUCACGGUUAGAGAUUUAAGGGAUCAACUCGGCAAUAUCAUGAAAAUGGGACCUCUGAGUAAAAUGGCUGGGAUGAUUCCCGGGUUAUCGCAAAUGAUGGGCGAUGUCGGUGAUGAGGAGGGAAGCAUGAAGUUGAAAAGAAUGAUCUAUAUAAUGGACUCAAUGACUGAAAAAGAGCUCGAUUCAGACGGGAAAUGUUUCUCCGACCAACCGACCCGCAUGACCCGCAUAGCUCACGGUUCGGGAACUACCGUCCGUGAGGUAGAAGACGUCCUAACACAGCACAGAAUGAUGGCCGGCAUGGCCAAAAAGAUGGGCAAGAACAUGGCAAAUAUGCAAAAGCAAGGUGUGGGCAUGAACGGACCCAACAAGCAGCAACAAUUAGCCGCGAUGCAGCGGAGAAUGCAAAGCAUGGGAGGAGGUCUAGGGGGACCUGGCGGUGGGAACAUGGCGGAGAUGAUGAAGGCGCUUGGCGGCAUGCCUGGCAUGGGAGGCGCCGGUGGUGGUGGCGGGAACCCGCUCGCGGGGAUGGACAUGGCGAGGAUGAUGCAGCAGUUUGGCGGAAUGGUGGGCGGCGGCGGGGGUAUGCCGGAUCUUGCUAGUAUGAUGGGUAGCAUGGGUGGUAUGGGUGGUGCCGGGAGAGGGGGCCGUGGUGGGAGAAGAUAGGCUGUGCCAAUCAAAGUCUGUUUCUCUUUUCUGUUUUUCUUUCUCACAUUCGUAAAUACCAAGGGCUUGGGCUUGGGAUGGGAUGGGGCGGGGUGGAUGGAAGGAGUAUUUUUCGCUUUCCGAGGAGUUCGAGUUUUUCCUCGCGAAUAUGUUCUUGAUUUUUACGUACCAUAGUCAACAUACUGACGGGGGGGUUCUCUCGUGGGGCUUGAAACCAUCCGGUAAUCUCUG